Molecule: messenger RNA, 978 nt
Organism: Kuraishia capsulata CBS 1993
Lineage: Eukaryota; Fungi; Ascomycota; Pichiomycetes; Pichiales; Pichiaceae
Exons: 1
Coding region: 1-978 (325 amino acids)
Biological process (GO): purine nucleotide biosynthetic process; 5-phosphoribose 1-diphosphate biosynthetic process; ribonucleoside monophosphate biosynthetic process
Cellular component (GO): cytoplasm; ribose phosphate diphosphokinase complex
Molecular function (GO): magnesium ion binding; ribose phosphate diphosphokinase activity
Source: RefSeq, a predicted model, not a curated record
AUGUCAGUACAGAAAUCGCCAAAUCAGAUCAAACUGCUUUCGGGUAACUCGCACUUGGAGUUGACUGGGCUGAUUGCAGGCAAGCUGGGCAUCCCGAUCUCCAAGGUGAGUGCGUUCCAGUAUACGAACCAGGAGACUGCGGUGAUAAUAGGCGAGUCCGUGAGAGACGAGGAUGUGUAUAUUGUGCAGACGGGUACAGGAGUGGAUAACAUCAACGAUUAUGUGAUGGAGUUGUUGAUAAUGAUCCAUGCGUGCAAGGCAGCCUCUGCGCGGCGGAUUACUGUGGUUAUGCCAUGCUUCCCAUAUGCUAGACAAGACAAAAAGGACAAGUCGCGUGCUCCAAUCACGGCCAAGUUGAUUGCGAACCUUCUGACGACCGCUGGGUGCCAUCACUUGGUGACAAUGGACUUGCAUGCCUCACAAAUACAGGGCUUCUUCAAGAUUCCUGUGGACAAUCUGUAUGCCGAACCCAAUGUGCUAAAGUAUAUCCGCGAGUCGAUAGACUACAGGAAUGCCAUCAUCGUCUCACCCGAUGCUGGUGGAGCCAAGAGAGUUGCUGCCAUUGCUGAUAAGCUGGACACGAGCUUUGCACUGAUUCACAAGGAGCGGGCUAGAGCUAACGAGAUUUCGCGAAUGGUGCUGGUAGGAGACGUCACAGAUAAGACGUGCAUUCUAAUCGACGAUAUGGCAGACACGUGUGGGACUUUGUGCAAGGCGAGUGAUAUUCUACUGGAUAACGGAGCCAACGAGGUGAUUGCAAUCGUGACUCAUGGAAUUUUCAGCAGCGAUGCGAUUGAGAAGAUCAACAAGAGCUCACUCAAGAAGAUCAUCUGUACUAACUCGCUACCACUGAGUUCGAAGGCCGAGGUGUGCGGAAGACUGGAGACGAUUGAUAUCAGCGGCACCCUGGCCGAGGCCAUAAGGAGGCAGCACUACGGAGAGAGUGUGUCAUAUCUGUUUAACAACGUGCCUAUGUAA